Molecule: messenger RNA, 789 nt
Organism: Phytophthora sojae
Lineage: Eukaryota; Oomycota; Peronosporomycetes; Peronosporales; Peronosporaceae
Exons: 1
Coding region: 1-789 (262 amino acids)
Cellular component (GO): plasma membrane
Source: RefSeq, a predicted model, not a curated record
AUGACGUGCUCCAAGCUGCAGCAGCUGCUGCUGCCUCUGAUGGCGCUCUACUUCUCCAUGGCCGCAGCGCAGGACUCGUCCCUGCGCGGCUCCAGCUCCGCGUCCUCCUCCUCGUCGGACGGCGUCGUGGGGAACAUCUCGGACACGAUCCAGGUGGGGCCCAGCAUCGCCGCCGUGAUCGCCAUCGUGGGCGGCGCCGCCAUGACCACGUGCGGCUACAAGCUGCUGCGCCCCACCAUGUUCGCGUGCGGCUUCCUCGUGGGCGGCUACAUCGUGUCCGCCAUCGUGCUGUACAUCGUGGACGGCCACUCGUACGAGCGCACGGCCUUCUGGAUCGCCUUCCUCGUGGGCGGCCUCAUCCUCGGCUCGCUCGUGGUCUCCAUCUACAACGCCGGCAUCUUCCUCAUCGGCGCGGCCGGUGGCGUCUUCCUGGCCACGGUCGUCAACGCGUCCUUCGGCUACCGCAUCUACCCGAACGACCCCAGCACGGGGCUGCUCAUCCUGGCCAUCGUGCUGGGGCUCAUCUGCGGCCUGCUGGCCUUCAAGAUCGAGCGCCUGGCCAUCAUCGCGGCCACGGCCUUUGUGGGCGCCGUCGUGCUCAUCAACGGCGCCGGCUACUUCAUCGGCGACUUCCCCAAGCUCACGGACAUCAAGGACUACCGCUACAAGGACGAGGACGGCGACUACGUGUACGACAUCCCCAAGGAGUGGUGGGGCUACCUCGUGGGCAUGCUCGUCGUCUUCCUGCUGGGGCUCGCCAUCCAGAUCAAGAAGACGGGCAAGAAGUAA